Messenger RNA from Anguilla anguilla (European eel), 2234 nucleotides. RefSeq names its product soluble calcium-activated nucleotidase 1-like. Gene Ontology annotation, biological process: proteoglycan biosynthetic process. The record is from RefSeq and is a predicted model, not a curated record. NCBI's taxonomy places the organism in Eukaryota, Metazoa, Chordata, Actinopteri, Anguilliformes, Anguillidae. The transcript has 4 exons. The coding region runs from base 219 to 1679 and encodes 486 amino acids. Gene Ontology annotation, molecular function: GDP phosphatase activity; UDP phosphatase activity; calcium ion binding.
CCAGUGCGCUAUUACAGUGCUGACGAGAAGCGUUGCUGUCGGUGUCCCGUAUACGGGCCGAGUUGGUUAGACAAGUGGCUGCGGACACUCUCGCACCCACCGCUUUUAAAACGCAGGGUAGAGUGCGCACAGCAAGAGUGGAAAGACGGAGCUGGACACCGGAGAAGGUCAUUACGUGGGGCUCGCUCUAUGACAACGCAGGUCUCAGGUUACGUGGCAUGCGCCGUGGAGGCGGUCCGCGGACUCCGCGCGCAGACGGGGGAACCGGGACAGAGAACGCGCUGGCAGCCUCGGCGCCGUGCGCGCGAUGGAGCAGGGGCAAUGAUCCUCCGAAGAGACGCGUUUCCACCUCCAGAAAUACACCUUGGCCAAACGCUGGGAUAGCCGCUCCGGCGACUGAACUGCGCUCGCACGGUGGGCUCCAUGUCUCCCCUCUCGUACCUGCAGUUCGGUGCCGUGCUGUGGCGGCGGGUGCAGUAUCUAUGAGUCCCAUUCGCCUCUCAGCGCUGUGGAGGCUCCCCCUGCUGGCCUGCAUGAGCAGCACGCCCCCAGACUUGCGUUUCCGCCUGCGGGGGCGGGGCAUGGCGCUGGCCUCCCUGCUGACCCUGGCGCUGCUGCUCUACCUCAACCGGCCAGCAGGCGGCGGCGGCGGCCCGGGGCAGCGCUCCGUCGGCGGUAAUGGGCAGGCCCAGCGUAGCGGGAGCGUGGGGGCGGGGCCAGCGGAGCGGCGCUACAACGACACGUACCCGCUGUCCCCGCCCGUGCGCACGGCGGCAGGCACACGCUACCGCAUCGCCGUCAUCGCGGACCUGGACACGGCCUCGCGCGCCCAGAGCCACCUCACCUGGUUCAGCUACCUGCGGCGGGGGCACCUGCUGCUGUCCGCCGGCGGCGAGAGGGUGGAGGUGGAGUGGGACCCGGACAGGGUGGUGCUGGAGAGCCACCUGGCGGAGAAGGGGCGGGGCAUGGAGCUGUCGGAGCUGGUGGCCUUCAACGGGCACCUGUACAGCGUGGACGACCGCACGGGCGUGGUCUACCGCAUCGAGGGCAACAAGGCCGUGCCCUGGGUCAUCCUGCCCGACGGCGACGGGUCCGUCUCUAAAGGGUUUAAAGCUGAGUGGCUGGCAGUGAAAGACCAGCAGCUGUAUGUGGGGGGUCUCGGGAAGGAGUGGACCACCACCACGGGGGAGGUUGUCAACGACAACCCAGAGUGGGUCAAGGUGGUGGGUUUCCAUGGCGAUGUUCAUCACCUGAACUGGGUGCCCCAAUACCAGGCCCUGAGGAGUGCAGCAGGGAUCUCCCCUCCAGGGUACCUGAUCCACGAGGCUGCGGUGUGGAGCGCGGUGCAGCAGCGCUGGUACUUCCUGCCGCGGCGCGCUAGCUCUGAGCGCUACGACGAGACGGCGGACGAGCGGAGGGCCGCCAACCUGCUGCUGAGCUGCUCGGCGGACUUCCGGCGCGUGACGGCCAGCCGCGCGGGGCCCCUGCACCCCACCCGCGGCUUCUCCUCCUUCCGCUUCGUCCCCGGCACCCGCGACCGCCUCGUCCUGGCCCUCAAGUCCGAGGAGGACGGCGGCCGGGUGGCCUCCUACAUCCUGGCCUUCACGCUGGACGGGCGCGUCCUGCUGCCCGAAACCAAGAUCGGCGACGUCAAGUACGAGGGGCUGGAGUUCAUUUAGCGCCCGUCCGGGCCGGGGCCGGGGCCGGGGGGGCUCAGUUUGAGUCGGCUUAACCUCCCCUCCCCCAUAGAGCUGGCCAGUGGGAAGUAACGGCUGCUGGACCGCAUCAUAUGAUUGGCCAGAUGAAAAGGGGUGGGACGCUGAUUCACGUCACGUGAUUGGUCAGAGGAAAGGGGUGGAUACUGGUUAUUGGCACGUGAUUGGCUGCUGCAGCUGAGGGCUUGUAACCAGUUGCUGCCCCAUGAUAAGGCCGACUGCUGUCCCCGGGCCCCUGUGGGAAUCAGGGCGGCUCCUACUGCGUGUGAAAACGCUCCAAACGGAGCUGUGAUGGAGCUGCAGUAAGGCGCACUGGACUGGACAGUCUUUCAUUAAUUUAUUGAUUUUUAUUCUGUACAGUAGCUUUGUGUUUUAUGGAACACAAAUUCUAACUAUCACCUCACUGUUGUAUAUAGAUGUGAUAACAUUUACGUGUAAGUGUGUGUGUGUGUAUAUAUGUGUGUUCCCACACACACACACACAGUUCUCUUCUAGUAAAAUGCCUGUGGUGGAAACAUG